AUGACCGGCACGCAACAGCUUCCCGGCGGCGAUGCCGCGCCCCAACCCACUACAACUCUUCCUCGCCGAAGCCGCAGAUCGAGCCCGUCGCUGCCGAACGGCGAGGGCGCCGCCGUCAAGCCUGCCGCUGCAACAACCGCGACUGCGCAGGAGGACCAGACUAUGGAUGAGGCAAGCGAUGCCGAAUCGAGCGUUGUCAGCACCUCCUCUGAGGAGCCUAGCUCUGAGUCCGACGAAGAUUCAGAAGACGACGAGGAAGAUACACCCAUGGAUACGGACGAGAUCACCUCGUUGCCUUUGCCGCCCGACGCUGAAACCCGGCGCAAGAUCUACCAGCGCCAGGCUCCCCCGGCCUCAUCGCUGAGUGAGCGCCUGAAGGCCUUCCUCCCGCAACUGGCUGCUGCAAAUGUCGAACUUGAGAAGGAUCGCGCCGCGGGAAAGCUGGCCCAGAUGUCCCUGGAGAAUGUUGGUGAAGACGAUGAGCACUACAUCGAAAUGAACCUAGGCCUCGGCGUGCUGAAGGAGAAGGACCCGAACAAGAUGGACAGCGACAGUGAGAGAGAGGAAGAUUCCGACGACGAAAUGGAUACUGGUGCAGACGACCAGAAGACCCGCGAGGAGAACAUUCUCGGCAAGCUCAUGGGGAAGAAGAAAACCAAGGCUGGGCCUGGUAUACAGGAAGUGCCAGACCAGUGA
Messenger RNA from Lasiodiplodia theobromae, 696 nucleotides. RefSeq names its product Phosphotransferase-like. Lineage: Eukaryota; Fungi; Ascomycota; Dothideomycetes; Botryosphaeriales; Botryosphaeriaceae. Gene Ontology annotation, biological process: box C/D snoRNP assembly. The coding region runs from base 1 to 696 and encodes 231 amino acids. The record is from RefSeq and is a predicted model, not a curated record. The transcript has a single exon.